CGGAUCGCGCUUGUUACUAUUAUAUCAUAUAUUUCUGUUCAUUUGAACAUUGAUUUCAUAAGAGGGAUGUACAAAAACUGUGCACUCAUAGAGGGCCGUAAGAAAACUCAAUAUCAAUUUACUUAUCUCGCACAGGUUGGAGGCGCCUAUGGUCUUGCAGAAUUCACCUCAACCCGGUACGAAAAGCACGAGAUCGAUGUCUCCAAGUUCACGAAGGAGCAGCUAGCACACUUAGAGAAGAACAAACGCAAGUUCGACAUGCAAGCAGAAUAUGAGCGCCUCAGUGACAUGGAUCUAGAAAACUGGGAGAAUGUCAGGGUUGCCCGACCUGACGGCCUUGAAGAAUCAUUACAAAAUAACACAACUAAGCCUUAG
Sphaeroforma arctica JP610 is the source of this 375-nucleotide messenger RNA. RefSeq lists its product as hypothetical. Bases 67 to 375 code for a protein of 102 amino acids. Gene Ontology annotation, cellular component: mitochondrial inner membrane. The record is from RefSeq and is a predicted model, not a curated record. The transcript has 3 exons. NCBI's taxonomy places the organism in Eukaryota, Ichthyosporea, Ichthyophonida. Gene Ontology annotation, biological process: mitochondrial respiratory chain complex IV assembly.